This is a messenger RNA of Acaulospora morrowiae, 375 nucleotides long. The record is from the annotation of a GenBank genome assembly. Lineage: Eukaryota; Fungi; Glomeromycota; Glomeromycetes; Diversisporales; Acaulosporaceae.
AUGAACAUUUCUUUUACGUCUGUUACCAUCCCGACAACCACGAAUUCCGACGAUUCACCGAGAAACAGUUCUGAUGCCAGCGAAGAAGUCAAAGUCAUGGUGCCGCCGUUGAACUUUGCGAUGGUAGCCCCGGGCGUCUAUCGUUCCGGGCACCCAAACCGUCAGAAUUUCCCUUUUCUUAAGAGAUUGGAACUAAAAAGCAUAAUUUAUCUUUCAUCAGAUGAUAUUCGCGAAGAAUUAGAUCAAUUCGCGAGAGAGCAGAAAAUACAAGUCUUUCACUAUAGGAUUGAUGGGAACAAGGAACCAUUUGUGGAGAUUGAUGAAAAAAAAAUCAGCAACGCUUUGGUAAAAGUGUUGGGUAAAGCAUUACUAUAA